This is a messenger RNA of Arabidopsis lyrata subsp. lyrata, 1936 nucleotides long. Its product is annotated as growth-regulating factor 9. NCBI's taxonomy places the organism in Eukaryota, Viridiplantae, Streptophyta, Magnoliopsida, Brassicales, Brassicaceae. Bases 451 to 1755 code for a protein of 434 amino acids. The record is from RefSeq and is a predicted model, not a curated record. Gene Ontology annotation, cellular component: nucleus. The transcript is spliced from 4 exons. Gene Ontology annotation, molecular function: ATP binding. Gene Ontology annotation, biological process: regulation of DNA-templated transcription; DNA-templated transcription; developmental process.
GGCCUUUCAUGAUAAGAUGGGCCCAUAUAGAGGAAUAAGAAUGUGGACAUGUAGUGGAGCAGCUGGACAGAGAGUUAUCAGUCUCUCUGUGUGUCAUUGUUUAAAGAGGGAAACUCAACUUUUUUAAUGUCCGAAAAGUAUUCAAACAAGGCUGAAAAACGCUGACGCAUUUGUCAGAAACCUGACAACUGCCUUUAAAUCUCUUCACACUCGCCUCUUCGUCUUUCCUCUGUUUUUCUUUUACUCUCUCUCUCUCUCUCUCUCUCUCUCUCUUAAACAGAAGCGAACAAAGCAAGAGGUUUUAGUAUCUUUUGGUUUGUGUUAAAGCUUUUUCUUCUUGGGAGGUGGGUUUUUGCUUCUCUGUGUCGCUAGUUUCAAAAGCUGUCUCCUUUUUUCUUGGAAUUGAAUAAAGCUUCCCUAGAAAACAAAGUUUUAAAACCAAUUUUUGUUAUGAAGAUGCAGAGCCCUAAAAUGGAGCAGGAGGAGGUUGAGGUGGAGAGGAUGGGGAAGAAGUGGCCGUGGAUGAAGGCGGCGCAGUUAAUGGAGUUUCGGAUGCAAACUUUGGUGUAUAGAUACAUAGAGGCUGGUCUUCGUGUGCCUCAUCAUCUUGUGGUGCCUAUUUGGAACAGCCUUGCUCUCUCUUCCUCCUCCAAUUACAACUAUCACUCUUCUUCUCUGUUGAGUAAUAAGGGAGUAAACCAUAUCGACACGGUGGAACCUGAACCCACAAGGUGCAGGAGAACAGAUGGGAAGAAAUGGCGGUGUAGGAACAGGGUCCUUCUAUAUGAGAAGUACUGUGAACGGCACAUGCAUAGAGGCCGUAAACGUUCAAGAAAGCUUGUGGAAUCUUCUUAUGAGGUUGCUUCGUCGUCAACCAAACACGACAACACUUGUGGUUUGGACAGGAAUAACGAUAGUCAGAGUGUUCUUCGUGGGACAAUCUCGGGUUCUAGUAAUGCGCAGGUAGUUACCAUUGCUUCAUUGCCUAGUGCCAGAGCUUGUGAUGAUGUCAUUCGUCCGUCUUUAGUGAUAUCUGAAUCCACAAACAAAAGUGUGAGUUACUGCGACAGGAGCAGAAGGAAUAUGGAGAUAAGUUGUGAUGACUUUAUCAGUACAAAAGAGUCGAGUUUGUGUGUAAGAGUUGUUCCUCUUCAAGGUGAUGAGAACUUACCUUCUGUUCAAAAGUUCUUCCCCGAGGUAUCUGAUAAUUCCUUAGAAGCUGCAAAGUUCUCAAGUAACCGGAAGAAUGAUAUCAUUGCAAGAAGCAGAGAAUGGAAGAAUAUGAAUGUUGUUAAUGGUGGCUUGUUUUCUAGUAUCCACUUUUCUCCAGAUACUGUUCUUCAAGAACGUGGUGUGUUUCGUUUACAAAGAGUUGAUACAGAUAAUGAACCAGGAAGGUGCCGAAGAACAGAUGGGAAGAAGUGGAGAUGCAGCAAAGAUGCUUUGUCUGGUCAGAAAUACUGCGAUAAGCACAUGCAUAGAGGUAUCAAGAAGAAGCAUCCAGUGGAUACUACUAACUUACAUGAGCGUAGCGGUUUUAGUCCGUUAACUGUGAAAUCAGCUGCUAGAUCUGUGUCUUGCAAAGAUGGAGAUGACCAGAAGCUUUCUGUUUCAGUCAUGGGAAUUCCACUGCCCCGAGUUUCUGAUGAGAAGAGCAGUUGUAGUUACAGUACCGACACUACCAUUACUGACACAGCUUUAAGGGGUGAAGAAGACGAUGAGGAGUACUUGUCUUUGUUUUCGUCAGGUGUUUAGAAACAUAGAAAUGUUGUCGAGGUUCAAAUGUUUUGAUGUUUUGAGUUUCUAUCUAUGGAUCUUUCUGUUGUUAGAAGAAGUCAAAUCACAAAAAAAUAUCGAGACACGAAUUUUAGCUAGAUUAUAUUGUGCUGAAAUGAGACAAUAUAUCACAUGGAAUGUGCUUUCGCUGAACUUCUAA